This is a messenger RNA of Marmota flaviventris (yellow-bellied marmot), 3287 nucleotides long. It is a transcript of the gene Hid1, whose product is annotated as HID1 domain containing. NCBI's taxonomy places the organism in Eukaryota, Metazoa, Chordata, Mammalia, Rodentia, Sciuridae. The record is from RefSeq and is a predicted model, not a curated record. Gene Ontology annotation, cellular component: Golgi trans cisterna; Golgi medial cisterna; membrane.
AGGGGCGGGGCCGACGCCGGGCGGCGGGCGGGGUGCGCGGCUCGGCUCCUGCGAGAACAGCAGGGCGGCGGAGCUGGAGCCGGAGCCCGAGCCAGAGCCCGGGCUAGAGUCGGAGCGGGGGACGGGCCGAAGCGGGCUCCAGCGACAUGGGAUCCGCAGACUCCAAGCUGAACUUCCGGAAGGCGGUGAUCCAGCUCACCACCAAGACGCAGCCUGUGGAAGCCACGGAUGACGCCUUUUGGGACCAGUUCUGGGCAGACACAGCCACCUCAGUGCAGGAUGUCUUUGCGUUGGUGCCGGCGGCAGAGAUCCGGGCUGUGCGGGAAGAGUCCCCCUCCAACCUGGCCACCCUGUGCUACAAGGCUGUGGAGAAGCUGGUGCAGGGAGCUGAGAGUGGCUGCCACUCGGAGAAGGAGAAGCAGGUUGUCCUAAACUGCAGCCGGCUGCUCACCCGCGUGCUGCCCUACAUCUUCGAGGACCCCGACUGGAGGGGCUUCUUCUGGUCCACAGUGCCCGGGGCAGGACGAGGAGGGGGUGAGGAGGAGGAUGAGAAUGCCCGUCCCCUGGCCGAGUCCCUGCUCCUAGCCAUCGCCGACCUGCUCUUCUGCCCAGACUUCACAGUCCAGAGCCACCGCAGGAGCACGGUGGACUCAGCAGAGGAUGUCCACUCCCUGGACAGCUGUGAAUACAUCUGGGAGGCUGGUGUGGGCUUUGCCCACUCCCCGCAGCCUAACUACAUCCACGACAUGAACCGGAUGGAGCUGCUGAAACUGCUGCUGACGUGCUUCUCUGAGGCCAUGUACCUGCCCCCAGCUCCAGAAGGUGGCAGUACCAACCCAUGGGUUCAGUUCUUUUGUUCCACGGAGAACAGACACGCACUGCCCCUCUUCACCUCCCUCCUCAACACCGUGUGUGCCUAUGACCCCGUGGGCUACGGGAUCCCCUACAACCACCUGCUCUUCUCCGACUACCGGGAGCCCCUGGUGGAGGAGGCUGCCCAGGUGCUCAUUGUCACCUUGGACCACGACAGCGCCACCAGCACCAGCCCCACUGUGGAUGGCACCACCACAGGCACUGCCAUGGACGAUGCCGAUCCUCCAGGGCCCGAGAACCUGUUUGUGAACUACCUGUCCCGCAUCCAUCGGGAGGAGGACUUUCAGUUCAUUCUCAAGGGCAUAGCCCGGCUGCUGUCCAACCCCCUGCUCCAGACCUACCUGCCCAACUCCACCAAGAAGAUCCAGUUCCACCAAGAGCUGCUGGUCCUCUUCUGGAAGCUCUGUGACUUCAACAAGAAAUUUCUCUUCUUUGUGCUGAAGAGCAGUGAUGUGCUGGACAUCCUGGUUCCCAUCCUCUACUUCCUCAAUGAUGCACGAGCAGAUCAGUCUCGGGUGGGCCUGAUGCACAUCGGCGUCUUCAUCCUGCUGCUCCUGAGUGGGGAGCGGAACUUCGGGGUGCGGCUGAACAAGCCCUACUCAGUGCGUGUGCCCAUGGACAUACCUGUCUUCACUGGCACCCACGCAGACCUGCUCAUUGUGGUAUUCCACAAGAUCAUCACCAGCGGCCACCAGAGGCUGCAGCCCCUCUUUGACUGCCUCCUCACCAUCGUGGUCAAUGUGUCGCCCUACCUCAAGAGCCUGUCCAUGGUGACUGCCAACAAGUUGCUGCACCUGCUGGAGGCCUUCUCCACCACCUGGUUCCUCUUUUCGGCUGCCCAGAACCACCACCUGGUCUUCUUCCUUCUAGAGGUCUUCAACAACAUCAUCCAGUACCAGUUUGAUGGCAACUCCAACCUGGUCUACGCCAUCAUCCGCAAGCGCAGUGUCUUCCACCAGCUGGCCAACCUGCCCACUGACCUGCCCGCCAUCCACAAGGCCCUGCAACGGCGACGGCGGACCCCCGAGCCCUUGUCCCGCACAGGUUCCCAGGAGGGUGCCUCCAUGGAGGGUUCCCGCCCUGCUGCCCCUGCAGAGCCGGGUACCCUCAAGACCAGCCUGGUGGCCACCCCAGGCAUAGACAAGCUGACAGAGAAGUCCCAGGUGUCAGAGGAUGGCACCUUGCGGUCCCUGGAGCCUGAGCCCCAGCAGAGCUUGGCAGAAGGCAGCCCAGCCAAGGGGGAGUCCAGCCAGCCAUGGAGGGAGCAGCGUCGACUGUCCAGCCCAUCAGCCAGUGGCCAGUGGAGCCCGACGUCAGAUUGGGUCCUCUCCUGGAAGUCGAAGUUGCCCUUGCAGACCAUCAUGCGGCUGCUGCAGGUGCUGGUCCCCCAGGUGGAGAAGAUCUGCAUUGACAAGGGCCUGACGGACGAGUCAGAGAUCCUGCGGUUCCUGCAGCACGGCACCCUGGUGGGACUGCUGCCCGUGCCCCACCCCAUCCUCAUCCGCAAGUACCAGGCCAACUCGGGCACCGCCAUGUGGUUCCGCACCUACAUGUGGGGUGUCAUCUACCUGAGGAAUGUGGACCCACCCAUCUGGUAUGACACCGAUGUGAAGCUCUUUGAGAUCCAGCGGGUGUGAGGAUGGAGGCCUGCAGAGAAAUGGAGUGGGGGCCCCUGGUCCCUAUUGCUCCCCCUGCCCCGGUCUUCUGAGCUUUAAAUGACCACCACCAUGGCCUGGGGUGGGCAGAGUGGCCAGGUCCUCCUGGGUGGCAGGCCCCGGGGCUCCUAAUGCCUGGGGAGGAUGGAGCCCAGUUCUAACCCCCUUCUCCCCAGACGGGCCUCCUAGGAGCCUCGUGCCUCUGUGACUACAGGUCCUGCCAGAGCCCCCUCCCUGUUCUGGUUCCCUCUUCAAGACACAUUUCUGUGCUGACCCCUCAGUGCCUGCACACUCCUGUGCUGCCCCACAGGUCACUGUGCCCUGAUGGGUUUGCCCAAGGAGCCGUGGGCUGUCCUGAGGCACCUGGGCAGGUCUAGGGGAACCCUCCUGGCCUUCUACCCUGAAACCACUUGUUCUAGGUCGGAUCUCUGCCAGGGCCCACAGGAAAAUGGAGUGUGACCAGGCUGUUGGCUGAGGGGGCUGGGGGCUGGCCGACUACAGAGCCAGACUGGGGGCUCUUGAGGGUUUUAGGGGUUUGGAGUGGGGUAUUGAGGGUCCCCUUAAUAUUCCCUGGGUCAGUGGAUACAGCCUUGCUGUUGGGCAGGACCAGGGGGCAGUUGUCAACCCUACCUGCCCCACCCACUGUGUGGAGGAUGGGGGUGCCACCACUCCAGCGGCCCCCCGCUCGGGCCUCUGGGUCUCCCUCGCCCCACCUGGUCAGUACAAUCUUUGCUCUGUACAAUCGGCCACUUUACACAA